Molecule: messenger RNA, 633 nt
Organism: Vidua macroura (Pin-tailed whydah)
Lineage: Eukaryota; Metazoa; Chordata; Aves; Passeriformes; Viduidae
Product: scale keratin-like
Exons: 2
Coding region: 73-465 (130 amino acids)
Cellular component (GO): intermediate filament
Molecular function (GO): structural constituent of cytoskeleton
Source: RefSeq, a predicted model, not a curated record
ACUGGACCAAACACUGCCCUGGCCACCUUCUCCUCCUCGGGAACAAGGAGCUGCCUCGCAUCCCACGCCAAGAUGUCCUGCUACGACCUGUGCCCCCCCAGGACCAGCACAGACCUGUGCCCGCCCAGAACCAGCGUGGCUGUGCCCCAGCCCAUCGCUGAGAGCUGCAACGAGCUGUGCGCCCGCCAGUGCCCCGACUCCUCUGCCUUCAUCCAGCCACCACCCGUGGUGGUCACCUUCCCUGGCCCCAUCCUCAGCUCCUUCCCCCAGCAGGCCGUGGUGGGCUCCUCCGGAGCACCGGCCUUUGGCGGCUCCCUGGGGCUGGGCGGCCUCUACGGCGCCGGCGCCACCCAGGCCUCGGGGGGCCUCUGCACCUUUGGCAGGGCCUACGCUGCUCCCGCCUGCAGCCCUUGCGCCUGGCCCCGCUACAGCAAGAAGCUCUGGGACACCUGCGGGCCCUGCUAGAGCCACCACCAACUGCCCCAUAGCCCCGCUGCCGCCUCAGCCCAGCAUGGAGAAGCUGAGGUCUGCACAAGCUGCCCUGGUCACCUGCAGCCCAUGACUCCUGGCCUGCCUGGGGCCUGCCCACCAUUACUGUCCCUGCCUCUCCUGCCUUUCAGUGCUCAAUAAAAU